Molecule: messenger RNA, 811 nt
Organism: Heterobilharzia americana
Lineage: Eukaryota; Metazoa; Platyhelminthes; Trematoda; Strigeidida; Schistosomatidae
Source: the annotation of a GenBank genome assembly
GCCGACCCUGGCACGAGUACGAAUGAAGCGGGCUAAGUCGAUUUAAAUGACCUUACAUAAAAUGGAAGGGCAGGAUGGUCAAGUCAAAGUUUAUCAUCUACAUAAGAGUGAUGACAUAUAUAUACUUGGAUUCAACAUGUCCAGUCUUACACUAAAUUGUAGGCUGGCUGUAUGUAUUUCAGGGAUUUUCGUUUUGUACAUAUGUUUCGGAGCACUACAGGAAGCGAUAUUCACUGCCAAUGACCUACGGUCGUACAGUCCAUUUCUUACUCUAUAUCAAUUCGGAAUAUAUGCAGUUUUGUCAUAUUUUGAGCUACGCGCACAAGGUUACUUAAUAUUCAGUUCAUGGAUUCACCUCUACGCUGUUAUAGCUCUGCUGACACUAGGUUCAAUCGCACUUUCCAACGCCUCAGUUGGCUUCUUAAACUAUCCAACUCAGGUUAUAUUUAAAUGUUGUAAAAUGAUACCCGUUUUGCUGGGUGGAGUAGUUAUACAAGGGAAAAUGUAUUCGUUUUACGAAACUGUGGCGGUCCUUAUGAUGACACUGGGUCUGAUUUGUUUUACCCUGGUUGACGUGUCUAUACAACCAAAGUUCACUUUCUUCGGACUUUUCCUAGUUUCGUUAGCACUCUGCUGUGAUGGAGCAUUGGGUAAUUUUCAAGAAGUCGUCAUGAAGAAGUAUGGUAGAUCAAAUACAGAGAUUUUGUUUUAUUCGUACUCAGUGGGAUUUUGUGUGCUUUCCUGCGCUCUCGCAUUAACUGGUAACUUUUUACCAGCAUUUUAUUUUUUCAAUGAGGUAAGUAAUACUUAA